AUGACAAUGUUCGAAGAUCUUGGAUUUACUGCCAGGUAUAGCAUGAACAAACGAAAAGUACCGUACCAUAAUUGGUCACACGCGUUCUCGGUGGCGCAUUUCUGUUGGAUCAGUCUGCGAACUCCUGCAGUGCUGCAUGGGCUCGAUGAAUUGGAACGGUUAGCGCUGUUGAUCGCAUGCCUUUGUCACGACAUUGAUCAUCGGGGCACGACGAAUGCAUUUCAGUUGCAGUACCGUACCAUAAUUGGUCACACGCGUUCUCGGUGGCGCAUUUCUGUUGGAUCAAAAACUCCUCUGGCUCAAUUGUACAGCAGUGAGGGUAGUGUGUUGGAAAGGCAUCAUUACGCUCAGACAGUGCAGAUUCUAAAGAUGUCCGAGUGUAAUAUUCUGGAUCAGCUGACGCGAACGCAGUACCAAACGGUGCUGAGUCAUAUCCGAGACGUGAUCCUUGCCACGGAUAUCGCAGUACAUCUAGGCAAAGUCGGACGUAUCAAGGCAAUGGUUGAACAAGGUUAUGACCCCUUGUCGCGAGAUCAUCACUAUUUGUUUAUGUGUCUGUUGAUGACGUCGAGCGAUCUUUCAGAUCAGUCAAAAGACUUCCGUAACUCGAAGGCCAUUGCUGAAAACAUCUACCGCGAGUUCUUUUCACAAGGUGAUCUUGAAAAGCAGAUGGGUGCUAGUCCAAUGGAAAUGAUGGAUCGGGAUCGUGCCGCUGUACCCAAGAUCCAGCUUGACUUCAUGGAUACGGUUGCGCUGCCUGUAUUCGAGAUGGCGAUCAGUCUAGAGGUCAAGGCGUAG
Ostertagia ostertagi is the source of this 798-nucleotide messenger RNA. The record is from the annotation of a GenBank genome assembly. NCBI's taxonomy places the organism in Eukaryota, Metazoa, Nematoda, Chromadorea, Rhabditida, Trichostrongylidae.